AUGUUAUUAUUUAAUUUAGCCGCAUUUUUUGCGGUUUUUCUGAUGGGAGGUGCGGUGCCUACGCCUACAAAUAAAGAUGAUGGCGGCCCAAUUGGUGAGCUUCCCGAGAAUUGGGACCAGACAAAAGACGACACUCAAUCGCUUUUCCUGAAUAAGAGCGAUAAAAAUGACUUGGAGCCUUACCCGUUGGCUCUAAGUGAGGAAGGAAAUUCCGAAGGGUUCGAACAGGGUGUAGAUCAGAGAUUCGACUCCCCGCAACCCAACGGGGAGCUCGAUAACUUGAUCAUGAGGCCGGAAUUGUAUGGUGAACCCCCAGCAAUGGAAGGUUUAGCCACUAGCUACGACUCGCGCCGUCGCAAACGAGGAAGCGGAACUAAAGUCGGCGGCGCAGGGGCCGCUACUAAAGUAGCCACCAAAUCUGGCUCGGGCAAGAAAAAUCUGAAACCGGAGGAGCACGAUGCUCUCUCGCCCGUGGAUUCGAUGACUCACGAACACGACGCACACCGCCGCAAGCGCGGCAGUGGCACAAAGGUGGGCGGAGCGGCUGCCUCUGCCAAAACAGCCACCAAAAAUUCCGGUGGAAAUAAAAAGAACUUCAGGCCUACCUCAGAACGUCGCAAACGAGACUCUGGUCUCAGUGCAGCUGAUGUCCGAGCUCUGCUCAACUUGUGGGAGGCACAGGAACGCAAGAAACAGGAAUGGAAUGCACAGAACCAAUGGGUUCCUGAACGCUAUUAUGGAGUUGGACAUGUAAACCCGGAAGACGAGCAGCCCGAGGUUGAUGAGAAUGGAGACAUCUGGUACAGCGAACCCGUCGUAAUCUCACCACGUGAACGAGACUACCCUCGCCACUCAUACUUCUCCGAACAGAACCGCAUGGCUCUUGCCCAUGGUUAUCCCGACAUGUAUCAAGUUGGCCCGGCAGAGUUAGCCCAACGGUAUGAGGAAGCUCGUCGAAAGAGGCAAUAUGCUAACAAGAUGAAGCGCUUCAUGGUCGCUAGGAAGCGGUCAGACGGCAUGAUGAACCACCAGAAUAGCUACAGGCCCCGCGAUGACCUCUACACUCUGGCCGAGCUGCUGCGCUCAGCUCCGCGAGUACAAGAGCAAGACAUUCCUAUCUAUCGGCGACUGAUACUGUAA
Spodoptera littoralis (African cotton leafworm) is the source of this 1140-nucleotide messenger RNA. The record is from the annotation of a GenBank genome assembly. NCBI's taxonomy places the organism in Eukaryota, Metazoa, Arthropoda, Insecta, Lepidoptera, Noctuidae.